AUGUCUGCAGCGCCAGCACCUCCAUCCACCACGCAACCUACACCGCAACAACAACAACAGCAACAACAACAACAACAACAACAACAACCACCGACACCCCAACAACUACAUCAGCAGCAACAGCAGCAGCAGCCCGUAGUUGUCCAGAAGCUAACGGCUGUCAACGAGCAGGCAUGGCUUACAUUGGGUGCCUUGGCGGAGUUGAUGUCAGACUGGGAGCGUGCCAUGGGCUGUUACGAAUAUGCUCUGCGACACAAUCCCUACUCCAUCAAUGCCCUUUCCCACAUUGCAUCUCUUUGCAGAGGCCGUGAACAGUUUGGCAAGGCUGUAGAUUACUUUAAGCGCAUACUGGCGAUUCAGGAAAAUAAUGGCGAAACGUGGAGUGCAUUGGGCCAUUGUUAUCUGAUGAUGGACAAUUUACAAGAUGCAUAUCAUGCAUAUCAGCAGGCGCUUUAUCAUCUGCCCAAUCCAAAGGAUCCAAAACUUUGGUACGGCAUCGGCAUUCUGUAUGAUCGCUAUGGCUCCAUUGAACAUGCAGAAGAGGCGUUCUCGGCAGUGAUGAAAAUGGACCCGCAUUUUGAAAAGGCAAACGAAAUCUAUUUCCGUUUGGGCAUCAUUUACAAGCAGCAGCAGAAAUACGAUCUCAGUUUGCAGUACGAAAACGCAAAGGAAGCCUAUGAACGUGUCCUGAGUGAAAAUCCCGACCAUGCCAAAGUACUGCAGCAACUGGGCUGGCUGUACCACCAACAGAACACGUCCUUCUCCAACCAAAGCAUGGCCGUCAACUACCUGACGCGCUCGCUCAAGGCCGACAGCAACGACGCCCAGUCCUGGUACCUGCUAGGUCGCUGCUACAUGGCCGAACAAAACUACAACAAGGCCUACGAAGCGUAUCAGCAGGCGGUCUAUCGCGAUGCACGCAACCCGACCUUCUGGUGCUCGAUCGGUGUCCUGUACUACCAAAUCAACCAGUACCGCGACGCAUUGGAUGCGUACAGCCGCGCCAUCCGUCUGAACCCUUACAUCAGCGAAGUGUGGUACGAUCUCGGCACUCUCUACGAGUCCUGCAACAACCAGAUCCAGGAUGCAUUGGACGCGUAUCAGCGUGCCAGUGAGCUGGAUCCAAACAACCCUCAUAUUCGUCAGCGACUGGAGCUGUUGCGCAAGACACAUGGUCUACCAAGCUCGAACGGCACUAGCAAUGGCAACGGAGGCUCAGCACAAGCAGCAGCAGCAGCAGCAGGCAACGGCAAUGCCAAUGGAGCAUCUGUUACAACCCCUGUGCCUCAGGAUGUGAACAACCCUUACCAAUAUUCCCAAAAUGGCCCGCACCAUCAUCCUCCUCCUCCUCCGUCUCCAUCCCAAUCUGCCCAAUACCCUCCACCGCCACCUUUGGAUCAAUGGCCUCCUCCACGGGAUCUACCAAUGCCAAACGAGCGUGCACGAUCGCCUGUGCCGCAUGGAUCACACGGACGCGGUGAAGAAGUACGGAUUCCCGACAUUGGGGGACUGGGACGGGCACCAACGCCUGGUGAGCGAGUGCAAAUGAACCCGCCGAUUUUAGAUCGACCUGCACUCCCGCCACCGCCCUAUGCCUCGCGCCCAUCGAAACCACCAGCAGCACCACACGAUGCUUCU
Messenger RNA from Zychaea mexicana, 1638 nucleotides. RefSeq lists its product as uncharacterized. Lineage: Eukaryota; Fungi; Mucoromycota; Mucoromycetes; Mucorales; Lichtheimiaceae. The record is from RefSeq and is a predicted model, not a curated record. Gene Ontology annotation, molecular function: chromatin DNA binding; protein binding; RNA polymerase II cis-regulatory region sequence-specific DNA binding. Gene Ontology annotation, biological process: regulation of gene expression. The transcript has 6 exons. The annotation marks the transcript as partial.